This is a messenger RNA of Zophobas morio, 2008 nucleotides long. It is a transcript of the gene nmd, whose product is annotated as outer mitochondrial transmembrane helix translocase. Gene Ontology annotation, cellular component: mitochondrial outer membrane. The transcript has 3 exons. NCBI's taxonomy places the organism in Eukaryota, Metazoa, Arthropoda, Insecta, Coleoptera, Tenebrionidae. Gene Ontology annotation, molecular function: ATP binding; ATP hydrolysis activity. Bases 163 to 1269 code for a protein of 368 amino acids. The record is from RefSeq and is a predicted model, not a curated record. Gene Ontology annotation, biological process: extraction of mislocalized protein from mitochondrial outer membrane.
ACAGUAGUACCAACCAAACUACUCAAACGUGACAGAUGACAGUUCUGUCCUGACAUUUUCCUCUUUUUUACAUUUUUUGAUAGCAGUGGGAUGCCCCGGUAGACGAAAAUCGUGUGAACGUGUGAAUAUACUUCUCCUGUGUUCGUGUGAAUAUCGACCAGAAUGGCAGACGCCGCCUUUAGCCGUAAUGAAAUAAUCAGUCUAGUUGUGAGGUUAACCUUGGUUUCUGCUGUAACUUUUAUUAGCAUAAAAUGGCUAAUGAAUCAGGUGGAUCCUACGAACAAGAGCAAAAAGAAGGCGCGGAAGAAGGCCCAAGAGCAGCUGAAAAGGUUAGCAGGUAGUGGCCAUGCACCAUUAGUCAUCGAAAAUUUAUCAGACUAUGAGAUGAUGAUAGCGGCUCAUUUGAUACAUCCUCAAGAUAUUAAUGUAACAUGGAACAAUAUUGCGGGGUUGGAUCAUAUGAUACAAGAACUGCGCGAGACUGUCAUUCUUCCAAUACAACGAAAGGAGUUGUUUGCUGAUUCGCAACUAACCACUGCCCCUAAAGGUGUCUUAUUACAUGGGCCUCCAGGCUGCGGCAAAACCCUCAUAGCCAAAGCCACAGCGCGAGAAGCAGGCACGCGUUUCAUCAACCUCGACUUAUCCAUCCUCACCGAUAAAUGGUACGGCGAGAGCCAAAAGCUAGCGGCCGCCGUCUUCACCCUAGCAGUGAAACUCCAACCCUGCAUCAUCUUCAUCGACGAAAUCGACUCCUUUCUCCGCUCUCGAAACACCACAGACCACGAAGCCACGGCAAUGAUGAAAGCACAGUUCAUGUCACUGUGGGACGGCUUGAUCACCGACCCCACCUGCACGGUGAUCGUCAUGGGGGCCACCAACCGGCCGCAGGAUCUAGACCGCGCGAUUCUGAGGCGCAUGCCCGCCACAUUCCACAUUCCAAUGCCCAGUGCUGUCCAGAGGAAAAAGAUUCUGAGUCUUACGUUAGAAAAUGAGCCGAUCGCCGAAGAUGUCGACGUGGAGAAGAUGGCACGGCUGACGGAUGGCUUUUCGGGGUCGGAUUUGAGGGAGUUGUGCAGGAACGGGUCGGUUUAUAGGGUGAGGGAUUACAUGAAGAAUCACAGUGAAGCUGUUAUGGACUCGUCCGAGGAUGAGUACCAAGACGCGCUGAGACCCAUCACCAUGGAUGAUUUAAUGGUGUCGUUAAAUAAAAUGAAAGAGUCUAAAAUGCAUUGUGGGGGUUUACCAGUGAAUAGAAUUGAGUUGGAUUAGCUACCGUGGUACCGCUACUUAGAUCCCAUUAUUAAUAAUUUUGAAAGUACUGUAGAAAUGUACCAGAAUUUUUCAAAUACUUUUAAACAUUGUGUUAAUUAUCGAAAAGGACCUUAGUUUUUUCUUUUUAUUAUAUUGUUUUUUUUUAAUUACUAUUAUUUUAACCCAACUAGGCUGUGGUUGAGUAUUAAGUUGGGUCUACUUUAUUAUUUAAUAAAGUUUGUAAAUAUGUAGAUUAUUAAAGCCAUUUCAGAAGUGUCAGCUUGCAAGUAUUUACAGUGUUUAGUUUAAUGACUUAGCUGUUAAGAAAUAGCGUCGUAGGCGGUUACAACCACGUUCAAAACGUGAAUUUUGAGUGCGGUAUGCGCGGUGUUGUGAAUUCAACAUUGAUCAGAGUGUUAAAUUUUUUAAGCAAUUAACCACAAAAUCAUUCAGGAGUACCAAAGUAGACUAGUAUUGAAAAGUUUGACGCCUGAUCAGUGCCAAAUAUGUGUACAGCACGCUCUCUGUAAGUUGCAACAAGUACAAACGUUCUUGAUGUGUGUUUAAAAUCAAAUUUUUGCACGCCAGAUUCAUUACUUGGCUGUUUGUAGAUGUCGUGCGAUUGAUUAUUCAGCCAAUGGUGUGAUAAUUCAACAGUUUCAUUGCCUUGUUGGCAUCAUGGCUCGGUGUUAAAUGAAUUUUUUAUCGUAGAAAUUUAUUAGUUAGUUUAAAAAUUUAAUAAACGUUAUGGACCGUU